AUGGCGCAAGUGAAGGAGGCCAUCAAGGCUUCGUUUGUUGGCACGCCGGAGCCCGAAUCUCCCCUGUCAACACAGGUCAAAUCCCAUUUCAUGCAACAUGCGCGAAAAGAUUCUGAAACUGGCGACCUGUAUAUGAUGGAAGAAGAUUUCAUCAAUGCAAUUGCUCCAAAGCAUGAAAACUAUCACAAAAUAAAACGAGAACAGUACGGCAUUCUCUUUCAAGUCGCCGACCGCCGACGGGUAGGACGGGUGAAUUUAAGCGAUUGGGCGGCAUUUGAGAGCCUGCUCGCAAAGCCAGAUGCCGAGUAUGAAAUCGCUUUUCGACUAUUUGAUACUGAUGGGACCGGCGCUGUCAAAUGCGAGACUAUCCAGAAACUGUACAAUGAAACAAACAAGGGCGGCGAUGCUAUCCCUUUCGAUUGGAACUCGGAAUGGGCCUCUUUGUAUACCGGCAGGAAGAAGACGAGGCACGAUAUGACAUAUCCCCAGUUUGCGCAAAUGCUUCGAGGGCUGCAGGGAGAGCGAAUCCGGCAAGCUUUCCACAUCUUUGACAAGGACGGAGAUGGCUAUAUCGAACCGGAAGACUUCCAGCGCAUCAUUCUUCAUACAGCAAAGCACAAGCUCUCAGACCACUUGUUGGAAAAUUUGCCGACUUUAUGCAACAUCUCAACCGGCAGCAAGAUUUCAUAUGCCAACGUGCGCGCAUUCCAGAAUAUCAUCCGUGAGAUGGAUAUGAUUGAAUACAUCAUCAGGAGCGCAAUCGGCAAGAGCAAGGACGGCAAAAUCACGAGAGCUGAUUUCCUGAACGAAGCCGCGCGUGUCACCCGCUUUUCUCUCUUCACCCCAAUGGAGGCCGAUAUCUUGUUCCACUUUGCCGGUCUCGAUACACCCUCCGGAAAGCUAUCAUGGGGUGAUUUCACCAAGGUUAUUGAUUCGUCCUGGCAUACGACCACUGCUUUGGGGGCAGAGGCAAUCGCCUCAGUAUCACAAGCCACGGACAAGGCGGUUACAAAGUCGAAACAACUAUUGCACGGCCUCCUCGAAUCUGCCCAUCACUUCGCCUUGGGAAGUAUUGCAGGUGCUUUUGGAGCUUUCAUGGUCUAUCCAAUCGACCUUGUCAAGACGAGAAUGCAAAACCAGCGAAGUGCACGUGUUGGCGAAAAGCUAUACACCAAUUCUAUCGAUUGCGCUAGAAAGGUCAUUCGAAACGAAGGUGUUCUUGGAUUGUACUCCGGUGUCGUCCCUCAACUGAUUGGCGUUGCUCCUGAAAAGGCCAUCAAGCUUACUGUCAACGAUUUGGUCCGCGGCAGUUUCACUAAUAAAGAGACUGGCGGGAUUUGGUGGCCCCACGAAGUGCUUGCCGGAGGUACUGCUGGUGCUUGUCAAGUGGUUUUCACAAACCCAUUGGAGAUUGUUAAAAUCCGACUUCAGGUUCAAGGAGAAAUUGCGAAAUCCGGACAAGCUGCUCCCCGUCGAUCCGCCAUGUGGAUUGUGAAAAACUUGGGUUUGAUGGGAUUAUACAAGGGUGCAAGCGCGUGUCUCCUUCGUGACGUUCCCUUCUCCGCCAUUUACUUCCCCACGUACGCCCAUCUGAAAACGGAGCUUUUCGGCGAAUCUGCCACGAAGAAGCUCGGCGUUAUUCAGCUGCUUACAGCAGGCGCAAUCGCCGGUAUGCCUGCUGCCUAUUUGACCACUCCAUGCGACGUCAUCAAGACCCGUCUGCAGGUGGAAGCUCGAAAGGGAGAGACGAAAUAUACCUCGCUACGUCAUUGCGCGACGACAAUCAUGAAGGAAGAAGGGUUCACGGCCUUCUUCAAGGGAGGGCCUGCACGUAUUUUGCGUUCUUCUCCCCAGUUUGGGUUCACACUCGCUGCCUACGAAGUCCUCCAGAAGUUCUUCCCUAUGCCUGGAACCGCUCACGAAGAGGUCACUCCUACUGGGUCAAUCGAGCCUGGCAUCGGCCUUCAGCCUGCCACCGCGCCGUUGCCAUAUCUCCGCUCACGCAAUGCUCUCAAACUCAUCCUGGACUUGGACGAGAAUUUUGGACGAAUCCGGGUCCCUCAGGGUAAAACUUGGCCAGGACUCCCCGGAUCUUCAAAGCAGUGA
Molecule: messenger RNA, 2106 nt
Organism: Uncinocarpus reesii 1704
Lineage: Eukaryota; Fungi; Ascomycota; Eurotiomycetes; Onygenales; Onygenaceae
Exons: 4
Coding region: 1-2106 (701 amino acids)
Biological process (GO): L-glutamate transmembrane transport; malate-aspartate shuttle; aspartate transmembrane transport
Molecular function (GO): L-glutamate transmembrane transporter activity; L-aspartate transmembrane transporter activity; calcium ion binding
Source: RefSeq, a predicted model, not a curated record